GUUUCCCGGUAUGAUUGCGUUCCUGUCCCCUGUCGGUGAUUGAUCUAAGUAGGAACCAGAAAAUGGCAGAUACCAAAAAAGUUGUAAUCGACAAGAAAAAUAAAUAUGAUAGACAGUUGAGAUUGUGGGGAGACCAUGGACAGUCAGCCUUAGAGUCAGCAUGUGUCUGUUUAGUCAAUGUCUCAGCUGUAGGGACAGAAAUUCUUAAAAAUAUGAUAUUACCAGGUGUUGGUUCAUUCACAAUUGUUGAUGGAAACAAAGUAAGCGGAGAGGAUGUAGGAAAUAAUUUUUUCCUGACAAAAGACAGCAUUGGGGAGUCUAGAGCUAAAGCAGCGACAGAGUUACUGAGUGAACUGAAUGAUGAUGUUAGUGGAGAUUUUGUUGAAGAGAGUGCUGAAAAACUGAUCAGAGCAAAUCCAGAUUUUUUCUCAAGAUUUACAUUAGUGAUAGCUACAAAUCUAUGUGAAAGAGAGUUAUUAGAGUUAGAUUCCUUGUUAUCUAAGAGGAACAUCCCAUUGUUAGUAUGUAGAAGUUAUGGAUUUAUUGGUUACAUGAGAAUAGUCAUCAAAGAACACACAGUGAUAGAAUCACACCCAGACAGUGCUCAUGAAGAUUUAAGGUUAGAUCAUCCUUUUCCAAGACUUAUCGAUUAUUGUAAUUCUCUAGAUCUGGAUUCCAUGGAUCAGAAGGACCAUUCACACACACCAUGGAUAGUAAUAGUUUAUAAGUAUUUACAGAAAUGGAGAGAAUCACAUGAUGGAAAUGCACCAAAGAAUUAUAAAGAAAAAUUACUGUUUAAGGAAUUUAUCAAACAAGGUAUAAGGACAAAUAAAGAAGGCUUUCCAUUGGAUGAAGAAAAUUUUGAUGAAGCAGUAAAGAGUGUCAACACAGCUUUGGUACCCAGCAGUAUGCCAAGUGAAGUGAGAAAGCUGUUUGAAGAUCCGUGUUGUAAGAACUUAGAUUCUGAGAGUUCGUCUUUCUGGGUUCUAGUUAGAGCAGUCAAAGAAUUUGUAGAUAAUGAAGGAAAAGGAUUAUUACCUCUGCGUGGAACCAUCCCUGAUAUGACAGCUGACUCCACCAGAUAUAUACAGUUACAACAUGUUUACCAUGGCCAAGCAGAUGAUGAUGUUGGGGUAGUGACAGAGAAAGUUCGUAGAAUAGAACAGAGCAUUGCAAAGGAGGAACCUGUCAACACAUUAAAUAUGCCAACACCAAAUUAUGAAAACUGCAUAUCAGACCAUGAUAUCAAAUUAUUUUGUAAAAAUGCUGCAUUUUUAAGAGUAUUUAGAUCCAGAAGUUUAGCAGAGGAAUACAAUAGCAAAACAGCAAAUCUACAAGAAAUAGCUCAACAUUUAGGUGAUGAGGACAAUGAUGAUGAUGACUUUGUAUUUUAUGUAUUACUGAGAGGCGUAGAUAAAUUUUAUGAGGAAUAUAAUCGAUAUCCUGGUGUUUAUGAAGACCAAGUAGAAGCAGAUGUCACUAUGUUAAAGACAUCAGUACAGAAGAUAUUACAUGACUGGGGACUAAAUCCUACAUCAAUUAAAGAUGAUUAUAUACAUGAGAUAUGUCGAUAUGGAGCCGCAGAACUACACACAAUUUCAUCAUUCAUAGGAGGAGCUGCAGCACAAGAAGCUAUUAAAAUCAUAACAAAACAAUUUAUUCCAUUUAAUAAUACAUAUAUUUAUAAUGCUAUGAAACAGUCAUCAUUAACUGUACAGCUAUGAUAUAUUUAUAUAUGCAUAAGUUUUCAGUUCAGGAACAGUUCACCAAUGAAUCAAAACAAAAAUAAUCCGCUUCAAGAAAGAAGCUUUAACCAUUUUUCUGUACAUUAAGUUUGGAGGAUGUAAUUUUAUCAUGCUAUACACUAGAGGAAACUUGAAAGCUUGUAAUCUAUAAAAACUUUUAUUAUUAGAACUGAAACUUUCUUCUGAGGUCUGCAAUAGAAAUGUCCUCAUAACAGUGGUGGGCUCUGUUGAGAGAUUGAAUGAUAAAAUAUUCUAAAUGUAUCAUGAAAUUUGCCAUGUGAGAGGAGUUGUCUCCCCUGAGGUGACAGUAAUCAAAGGAGGACUUUUGUGAAGAUAAAGAAAGAAUACCCGGUACUUCAUAAUUUACAUUGUAUUUUACGUGAUGAAACAACACUUUCUUCUCAAAAAGUUGCAAGUCUCAACCUUAAAUCAAACUAGACAUUCUUGAUUUAUAUCACAAUGAAAAAUAAACCCUUUAAUAGCUAUAGGAUAUCAGAAGGUUUUGUCAGAAUGAUCUCUAUUUGGACACUUAAAAAAGGUGCCUUAAAAGUCCAAUGAGUCUUACUUUUUUACUGAAUUAUAAAUUUUGUUAUUUUUUUCAAUAAUAAAAAACAAUUUAAAUUUGACUACACUGAACCUGGUUGAAAUUCCUUUGGCUGUCUGAUAAUGAACAUUCAUUGGCAUCAGUUAAAUCAUUUUGCUAAGUUCUUGGUGGAAUUGUCUCCCUUCAAUUCAACUAAAGAAUGUUUACAUAGGUAUAUCAAAGUCAAUAAAAUACAUCAAAUUCUCAUCAUUGUUAUUUUUGUCCCCCGCUCAACGCGUUGUAGGGGACAUAGAAACACUGGUUGUCUGUCCUGUCUUGUUAGCGCUCUCACAGGUACAAUUCUUGCCAGAUUUUUAUAAAACUUAUACUAUUGGUUCAUAUCAACAGUAUCUUGGACAAGUUUUAUAAUGGUGGCCUAUCGACUUUUUUUAAAAGAGUAAUGCCCCUUAGAAAUAUUAAAUUUAUGGAAAAUGGCCUCGUUAGCGCUCUCACGGGUACAAUUAAUGCUAGAUUUUUAUAAAACUUAUACUAUAGGUUAAUAUCAGUAAUAUCUCAGACAAGUUCUAUAAUGGUGUCCGAUCGACUUUUUCAAAAGAAUUAUGCUUCUUGGAAAUAUUAAAUUUAUGGAAAAUGGCCUCGUUAGCGCUCAUACGGGUACAAUUCUUGCCAGAUUUUUAUAAAACUUAUACUAUAGGUUAAUAUAACAGCAAUAUCUUGGACAAGUUCUAUCAUGGUGGUCAAUCGACUUUUUUUUAAAAGAGUUAUGCUCCUUGGAAAUAUUAAAUUUAUGGAAAAUGGCCUCGUUAGCGCUCAUACGGGUACAAUUCUUGCCAGAUUUUUAUAAAACUUAUACUAUAGGUUAAUAUAACAGCAAUAUCUUGGACAAGUUCUAUCAUGGUGGUCAAUCGACUUUUUUUUAAAAGAGUUAUGCCCCUUGGAAAUAUUAAAUUUAUGGAAAAUGGCCUCGUUAGUGCUCUCACAGGUACAAUUCUUGCCAGAUCUUUAUAAAACUUAUACUAUACUAUAAGUAAUGCCCCUGAAGGUCUGUUUGAAAUGUAAUUUAUUUUCUUUAACAAGAUAAUCAAAGAUCUAUUUCAGCAGUCUAUAAAAUAUGUGCAAGGGGGGGGGACAUUAGAACUCUGUUCUUUUAUUACUUGUAAAAUUAUUUUAUCUAUCAUCUGGCAUUGGCCAACUGUUAACAAGCAUGCUUAUUUCUGUAACAAGUCUACCACAGGAAGAAAUGUGAAAAGUGGUUAAGACAAAAAAAGCUGAAAAUAGAUUAAAAAAAAACUAUUUGGAUGGUGAUUUAAAGAAUGAUUUAAACAAAGAUUUUAAUGUCAAAUGGCUGUGGAAUUGGUACAAAAGUGUGAUAAAUCAGAUCUUCGAAGAAUUUGGGAAAAAUUAAUUGUUAAGUUUUGUAUGUAAAAUUUAAAAUUUUAUCUGAUUAUUGUGAAAUUUAGAAAGCAUUUCUUGUUCUUUUAAUGUUAUUUCUUGAUAAAGUCCCAAAAUGUAUAGAAGAUAUAUGUAUUCUAUCUUCAAUGUUUUGUUGCUGAAUGCUUAUGUAAUGUUGAUUGUGAAUUCAAGUUUAACUGAUGUGAAGGAAUUACUGUGUCACUGUUUAUCAGCAGAAGAAUAUUAUCCAUAAUCAGAUGAACAAACUUUCAUGAAUAAAAAAUGGAAGCCAUUAUUUCUUCUUAUAAAAGUGUUUGCUUUGUGACAGGUCAAAUGUACAAAAAUAAAACAUUAAUUCUGCAAAUUUGAAUAAUUUAUAUUAGGGCAAUAUAUUCCAUUUGCCAAUUACCGAUUUGAUUCUGUUAUUGCACACUUUUCACACAAAUUGCUUCCCCUUGAUAAUCAUAUACUGGUUCUAUACCAGACAAAAUUGUUGAUAAGUUGAAAGUGAUAUAUAAGCAUUUUAACCAAUUUUUAGUGAAAAAUAACCAGUGGUAUAAAGUUUUUACCUUAACAAAAAAUUAAAUGUAAUUAAAAGAUUUGAAAAACAAAAUGGUUUCACACAUUACAUACAGAGAUAAAUAUGCUCUUUCUGCUACCUCUCCAUUGUUAAUGAUGAUUUAUGUCUCUCCUAAGGAAGACAAAAAAGGAUCUCUAAAGACUGGGUCAAGUAUGGGAAUUGGCAAAUACAAUAUUCAGCCCUAAAUCAUAUCAUCUCCGUUAUAAAAAUUUACAUUCAUAGGGGAAAAAUCAACUGCUUUCAUAUUUUUAUCCACUUAAAAAAAAAAUAUUAUGUAGAUGAUAAGUAUGUUCGAUUUCCUAAUUUAGUCCUAUGUCUUAUGCAUAAUAAAGAGAGAAGCUGAAAUAAAAGAUUUUUGUACAACACUAAAAA
Messenger RNA from Mytilus californianus (California mussel), 4633 nucleotides. RefSeq names its product NEDD8-activating enzyme E1 regulatory subunit-like. The transcript is spliced from 20 exons. The record is from RefSeq and is a predicted model, not a curated record. The coding region runs from base 63 to 1724 and encodes 553 amino acids. Gene Ontology annotation, biological process: ubiquitin-dependent protein catabolic process; protein neddylation; DNA damage response. NCBI's taxonomy places the organism in Eukaryota, Metazoa, Mollusca, Bivalvia, Mytilida, Mytilidae. Gene Ontology annotation, cellular component: nucleus; cytoplasm. Gene Ontology annotation, molecular function: ubiquitin activating enzyme activity; NEDD8 activating enzyme activity.